This is a messenger RNA of Nyctereutes procyonoides (raccoon dog), 2003 nucleotides long. It is a transcript of the gene STX18, whose product is annotated as syntaxin 18. The transcript is spliced from 11 exons. The coding region runs from base 60 to 1073 and encodes 337 amino acids. Gene Ontology annotation, molecular function: SNAP receptor activity. Gene Ontology annotation, cellular component: membrane; endoplasmic reticulum; SNARE complex. The record is from RefSeq and is a predicted model, not a curated record. Gene Ontology annotation, biological process: retrograde vesicle-mediated transport, Golgi to endoplasmic reticulum; intracellular protein transport. Lineage: Eukaryota; Metazoa; Chordata; Mammalia; Carnivora; Canidae.
UCGCAAGCUGCUGACGUGGGCCGGCCGGGAAGGGGGCCGGGAGGGGGGUGUGGGUCGCCAUGGCGGUGGAUAUCACGCUGCUGUUCCGGGCCAGCGUCAAGACGGUGAAGACGCGCAACAAAGCGCUAGGAGUGGCGGUGGGCGGCGGCGGCGGGGUCGAUGGCAGCCGCGACGAGCUGUUCCGCCGGAGCCCCCGGCCCAAGGGCGACUUCUCCAGCCGGGCGCGGGAAGUGAUUUCACACAUUGGCAAACUGAGAGAUUUUCUUCUGGAACACAGGAAAGAUUAUAUUAAUGCUUAUAGCCAUAUCAUGUCUGAAUAUGGAAGGAUGACAGACACAGAGCGAGACCAGAUAGACCAGGAUGCUCAGACGUUCAUGAGGACCUGCUCUGAAGCAAUUCAGCAACUGAGAACACAAGCCCACAAGGAGAUACACUCCCAGCAAGUGAAGGAGCACAGGAGUGCAGUUCUGGAUUUCAUCGAGGAUUACUUAAAAAGAGUAUGUAAACUUUACUCAGAACAAAGAGCCAUCCGAGUUAAACGAGUGGUGGAUAAGAAAAGACUAUCUAAGUUGGAACCAGAACCACAUACAAAGACAAGAGAAUCCACGUCUUCUGAGAAAGUUUCACAGAACCCUUCACAAGAGUCUGAAGAAAAACCUGUCACUGAAGAAUGUCCAGAAAAGAUUCCGGCAGAAUCACAACCUGAAUUAGGUACCUGGGGAGAUGGCAAAGGUGAUGAUGAAUUAUCCCCAGAAGAAAUACAAAUGUUUGAACAAGAAAACCAGCGCCUAAUUGGCGAAAUGAACAGCCUGUUUGAUGAAGUAAGGCAAAUCGAAGGGAGAGUGGUUGAAAUUUCCAGGCUCCAAGAGAUAUUCACAGAGAAGGUUUUACAGCAGGAGGCCGAGAUCGACAGCAUUCACCAGUUAGUUGUAGGGGCAACUGAGAAUAUCAAGGAAGGUAAUGAAGACAUCAGAGAGGCCAUUAAAAACAACGCUGGCUUCCGAGUGUGGGUCCUCUUCUUCCUGGUGAUGUGCUCCUUCUCCUUGCUCUUCCUGGACUGGUAUGACAGCUAGUCCACUCUGGCUGUUCCCGGCAGGCGGCGCGCUGUUGUGGGCUCCGGCAUCAGAGCAGGGCUGUGAGCCGAUUUAUCACAGAGCCAUUUGGGGGGAGGGGGCUGUGACAGAUGUAUACUCUCACAAAAGGGACACCCAGACCUGUGGUUUUAAGCCCAUUUAGUAGCUGAGAAAGAAAAUAAUGAACACAAACUGAAAGUGACCUGUGUAGCAAUCCUGAUGCAAGGUGGGUGAGUUGGUGGGGGGUGGGGAUUGUUACUGCCUGCACCUAAAUUGGAGACCAAUGUGGAAGGGCUGACCAGAGGCCGGGCUCUGGGAGGCUCCAGCCCUGCCCUUCUGGUGGCUUCGGGAGAAGCACUGGUUAAUAACUUCUCACAACAGAUGAUCAUUUCUUUGUUUCCUGUGACUUCUCGUCUGCCUGGGCCAUGUGACAGAAUCACUAUGUUAUAGAAAACACACCUGUGCCCUGUUGACCUAAUAAAUGCAACUAUAGCUGCUUCAUGUCCUGUCGGCGGGUCCGAGUGUAGUUCAGUGGACGCCGGCCUGCUGGCUGCAGAAGAAGUGCAGGGAUAGACUCUGGGCAUUCAGCAAGGGGCCACUGCGCCCCUGGGAGCUUUUAGCCGGAGCAGGAACCUGGCCUAUGCACCUGACCCUCUAGGAAACAUGAACAGGACUGACCACCUGUUGGCAGUGGGAAGCACAAGUCUUCUGGAACCACGUCUGUGCAGGAAACAAGCUGGUGUUCAUGCCCACCCCCACCCCCCGGUGUGGGUGCGGACAGCUCUGCGUUGCUCCCUGCAGAACUGUGUGUGGUACAGUCUGUCACGCAGCCACAGGGAGGGGUCCUGUGUUCCUUAUUGGCACAGAGUGAAAAUGUCAAAAGUUAACAUGUGAAUUUACAGUCAAUAAAAUGUCUACUAGAAAGUACAA